AUGCGUUCAACUUUCACUUUCGGCUUGCUCGCCGUCGCUGGCUUCUCGGCCGCCCAGGAGCAGUACACCAUCGACCCGGACACUGUGCAGCAGUCGACCCGGUCCUACUGGUGCGACCAGCAGAAGGCGUCAUGCCCGCAGAUCUGCCUGCAGCAGCCUGGCGUCUCGAGCAUGAACACGGUCAGCAACGAGUGUGAUUCGGACACCCUCGUGGCCUCGUGCGUGUGUGACAACGGCAUCUCCCCCAACCUCACCCAGUACACGCAAACACUCCCCUACAACAUUUGCCAGCAGUGGGGCACCAACUGCGUCGCCGGCUGCGGUAUUGGGGAGAACGCCUGCGCCGACUCCUGCCGCAAGGACCACCCGUGCGGUGCCCAGGAUCCCUUCAAGGGCAACGCUACCAAGAGCUCGUCCAGCGCCUCCCACGCAUCGACCUCCAAGCCCACUGGCACCAGCGACAGCGACAGCUCGGCCUCAUCCACCCUCCCCGCCACUGGCUUCGCUGGCCAGACGACCUCGCCCGACUCCGCCGGCGCGGCCUCCACGCUCGUCGGCUUCGGCGCUAGCUACGGCAUGGCCGUCACACUUGUCGGCAUCUUCGCGUCGCUCACUCUGCUAUGA
This is a messenger RNA of Paraphaeosphaeria sporulosa, 624 nucleotides long. RefSeq lists its product as uncharacterized. NCBI's taxonomy places the organism in Eukaryota, Fungi, Ascomycota, Dothideomycetes, Pleosporales, Didymosphaeriaceae. Bases 1 to 624 code for a protein of 207 amino acids. The transcript is spliced from 2 exons. The record is from RefSeq and is a predicted model, not a curated record.